This is a messenger RNA of Centruroides sculpturatus (bark scorpion), 430 nucleotides long. RefSeq names its product protein Simiate-like. NCBI's taxonomy places the organism in Eukaryota, Metazoa, Arthropoda, Arachnida, Scorpiones, Buthidae. Bases 82 to 408 code for a protein of 108 amino acids. Gene Ontology annotation, biological process: dendrite morphogenesis; regulation of filopodium assembly; regulation of actin filament polymerization. The record is from RefSeq and is a predicted model, not a curated record. The transcript has 4 exons. Gene Ontology annotation, molecular function: actin monomer binding; actin filament binding. Gene Ontology annotation, cellular component: lamellipodium; filopodium tip; nucleus.
CUUUCAGAAAUACAAGGAAAACUUGCUGAAGAAUAUGUUCUUUUUCAUUCUAAUAGGAUAUGUGUAAUAACUUUAGCUCCAAUGCAUCCUAUUCUGACUGAAAAGAAAACAGUUACUUCGGUUGAUUUUAAAAUUGGAGAAGUAAGUCGUCUUCAAAAUCAAGUAUCAGGGAAAUGGAAAAGGGGUGGACAACAAUUAAAGCAACAUUCACAAUUAUGUGAAAUCCAUUGUAAUGACAACUCGGUCUAUGCUGUUUAUAGUUGUGUUUAUGGAAGACUUGUUGAAGUAAAUGAAAACUUGCUUGAGAAACCUCAUUUGUUAACAGAAAAGACUUGGUCUGAAGGAUACAUUGCUAUUGUCUUGCCUCCUCUAGGAAGCAGUGAUGUACAAAAAAAUGCUUUAAAAUAAAAGCUCAAAUUUUAUUUCAAAA